Molecule: messenger RNA, 2188 nt
Organism: Sebastes umbrosus (honeycomb rockfish)
Lineage: Eukaryota; Metazoa; Chordata; Actinopteri; Perciformes; Sebastidae
Exons: 6
Coding region: 160-1086 (308 amino acids)
Biological process (GO): proteolysis
Molecular function (GO): serine-type endopeptidase activity
Source: RefSeq, a predicted model, not a curated record
GCGGGACAAGCGUUCUGAUUAGCUGUAGGCUUAGUUGGGCGCACAGGUAACGUUUAGCCUGGCCGUUAGCCAUCUGUUUGUAAUCAAGGCGUUUACCUGGGAUUUACUCGGGUUAGUUUGGGUCCGUUAAGGGAUUUUGUCGACGGUAAACCUCACAAAAUGUCAACGACAUAUCAGUUUCGUGCCAUUUUUUGGUGCGUAACAGGUAUUUUGGCUUCCUAUGCCCAACAAUGUGGCCGACCAUCGAUAGUGGAGAACCGGAUUGUGGGAGGAAUAGACGCCUCAGAUGGAGCUUGGCCGUGGCAGGUGGAUAUUCAGACGAACAAAGAUGGUCAUAUCUGUGGAGCCUCCAUCAUCACAGAGAGCUGGAUCCUAUCAGCCGCUCAUUGCUUCACCAAUCCAUCCGACGUGAGCCCUUACAUCAUCUACGCAGGCCGGUACCAGCUGAAUGGCUUCAACGGGCACGAGUCAAUGCAUCGUGUGAGCCAGAUAGUGAUCCCGUCCGGUUACAAUGAGCCUCAAAACGGGAAGGAUUUGGCGUUGGUGAAGCUGUCCAGCCCAGUAACCUGGUCCGAUUACAUCCGUCCCGUCUGCUUGCCCGCCUCUGGCACCCUGUUCACAGUUAACAUGCAGUGCUAUGUCACCGGCUGGGGGAACGUCCGGGAUGAUGUCCCUCUGACAGGAGCCGGGACUCUGCAGGAAGUGCAGGUGCCAAUCAUCACCCAGAGUUCAUGUCAGGAGAUGUACCGGACGGACCCGAAGGAGCAGGUGGACAUCAUGUAUGACAUGAUCUGUGCUGGAUACCAGCAUGGCGGCAAGGACUCCUGCCAGGGCGAUUCAGGAGGUCCCCUCGUCUGCCAGAUGGUGAAUGGGACCUGGGUGCAGGCUGGGGUGGUGAGUUUUGGACUGGGCUGUGCUCACGUAAACAAGCCAGGUGUGUAUGCCAGACUGACCUCCUACACGAGCUUCAUCACCAACACGGUACCAGAGCUUCAGCUGUACGGCCGAGCUGAGCAGAACUGGUGUGGGAGGGCUGCCAUGUUGGUCAGCUGUCUGUCUGCUCUGCUGAUCCUGCUUCAGAGGUAGAACACUGUGACAACUGGAUUUCUGGGAGGUAGAACGCAAACUAGGCCAAAUGAAGGAGAUUAAUUAUAUGUGUGACUUAAGUCAGACAAAAGUUAUCCUGAAUAGUAAAAUUAGAAAAACUACCGGACGUGCACAUGAAGCCAUAUCGGACAUGAAAUGUAAUAUAAUCUUCAUUUUUAGAACUAUAACUUUGCAUUAUGAUCUUUUGAGUAAAAGUAAUUUUGAUAGGUUUGUACUUUAAAUUACAAUUAUGAGCUAAAUAAAUAAUGUGUUCUGUAUUUGAAAUAAAUUGUUAAUUUGAUUCUUAAAAUCAGGUCAGUGCUCUGUUCAACUUCUGAUAGCUGAGUUUGGAAAUGUUUUACAAGUAUCGUGUUGUUUAUGGAUCAAAGUUUUUUUUUUUUAUGUUUUAUAUCCACCUCUAAUGCACCCACUUACAAAUGUAAAUACUAGGGCUGUCAAACGAUUAACAUAUUUAAUCGUGAUUAAUCGUAUGAUGGUCCAUAGUUAAUUGCCAUUAAUCGCACAUUUGUAUCUGUUCAGAAUGUACCAUAAUGAGCGUGAUUUAUGCUCCUUCACGACAAGCUAGUAUGACAUUCUUGGUACCAAUGGAUUCCUUAGAUUUUCUAGUUCUUCACUCUAGCUUUAAAACUGAGCCCGCUACAACCGAAAAAAUCAAAGUAAAUUUGCAUUAACGCGUUAUCAUGUUAACUUAGACAGCCCUAGUUAAUACUAAAGUGGCUGCCUUUGAAACAACAAAAUGUUUUUUGAAACAAUUACCUCAUUUUCAGUCCACAUUUCUGAAAUGGAAAUUAUUUCAUCCCUUUGUUGUUUCUUUUAAAUGCAUUAAGGUCAUUUUUAAGUGUCCUUCCUCACGGAGAACCAACUUAAUCUCAGUUUAAAUUGCUCAUUUUACUGUAGUUCAUUAAAUAUCCAGAGGCAGAGACAUGUGAUGACACAGUUUUCUUUAUUAUAAAGAAAGUGCAGCAUGUCGUAAUGGUAAAAAAAAGACUGCUUGGUAGUGCCUAUUAAAAAAAGCUAGCUUUUAAAUUAAUUUGAUAAGUCUUCAGUCAAGGUUUUCAUGCUAGAAAAAAAAAAAAAAAAA